This is a messenger RNA of Entamoeba dispar SAW760, 828 nucleotides long. RefSeq names its product WD-repeat protein, putative. NCBI's taxonomy places the organism in Eukaryota, Evosea, Mastigamoebida, Endamoebidae. Gene Ontology annotation, cellular component: transcription factor TFIID complex. The coding region runs from base 1 to 828 and encodes 275 amino acids. The record is from RefSeq and is a predicted model, not a curated record. The transcript has 3 exons. Gene Ontology annotation, biological process: transcription initiation at RNA polymerase II promoter. Gene Ontology annotation, molecular function: RNA polymerase II general transcription initiation factor activity; protein binding.
AUGAAUCCACAAGCAAAAUUACUAGGUCAUUGUGGUCCUGUGUUUAGUACUAAUAAUUCACCUGAUUUUAAAUGGCUUGUAAGUGGUUCAGAAGAUUGUUCAGUAAGACUUUGGUCAUUAGAUUAUCCAUCUUGUAUCAUGUCAUUUAAUGAACAUGAUGGACCAGUUUGGGAUGUACAGUAUUGUCCAUUAGAAUAUUAUAUGUUGAGUUCAUCAUAUGAUAGAACAGCUAGAUUAUGGACAUCUAAACAAAAUAAAAGUGUACGUAUAUUUGGAGGAGAUGGUGGACAUAAUGAAGAUGUUACAUGUUCAGUAUUCACUCCUGAUGCAUUGAUGGUUAUCACAGGGUCAGCAGAUAAAACAAUAAAAAUAUGGGAUGUUGGAAAAGGAAAGAAAAUGGCAGAUUUAACAGGACAUGAUGCAAGUAUUAGUUCAUUGGCUAUUAGUUCAACAGGAAGAUAUCUUGCAUCAGGAGAUGAAAAAGGGUCAGUUAUAUUAUGGGAUAUUAAAUAUGGAGAACAUGUUAAAAAAAUUAAAAUGCUCAAAACAAGUAAUCAACCAAUUAUUUCUAUGGCAUUUUCUAAUGCAGUAUCAAAAGAAAGAUGUGAUGAUAUUAUUCUUGUUACAUGUUGUAAUGAAAAUUAUAUUAGUCUUUGGAAUAUUCAAGAAGCAUUACAUGAAACAGAAAGUAAACAUAAAUUAGCAAUGAAUAGUGCAGAUAAUUAUUUAAUUAAACAAUAUAAUACUAAAGAUACUCCAGUUAUUGAUGUUCAAUUUACACGUAGAAAUUUAUUAUUAGCAGGUGGGAUUUAUAAUUCACCAGAAUGA